UCUGUACGUGGCUAUUUUGGCGGCCAACAUACGCCUGAAUAACGUGCCUUGCGACUUCUAGAUGAUUGAACCCGUUGCCAGCACCUCUUGGGCUGCUGGCCAGCAGCAGACCCUCAAGUGGAUCGAUGAUGGCACGUCCCCCAACCUCACGAGUUUCGGUAAUGCCAGCUUUGGCAUCUAUACUGGCAACGUCAACCAGCAGACCCUGCUCCAAAUGAUCGCGCCCAGCGUCAAUGUCUCGGCGACCGAUUCCAUUGUUUUCACCCCCGACCCGACCAUAGGCGAGGACGGUGCUUUUUACUUCAUCCGCGCCCAGUCUCUCACUCUCAUGGACCCGAAGAAUCCUACGUUCCCUGCUGAAGCGUUCUCUGCAUUGUUCACCCUGACGGGCACGUCUGGCCAGUUCAAUGCCACCGUCCAACAAGAGAUCGACGGCACUUCGACCGCCCCUAUCGGUGGCCCGACCCCGGCUGGCUCGGCCGUGGGUGCUACCCAGUCCAACACCGCUGCUUCGCCGACCACGGUGUCGGUGACGGCCGGCUCCCAGACUGCAUCUUCUGCGUCCAAGAGCGCUUCCCCAUCCACGACUGGUGCGGCGGCGAAGGGGAACGGUGCGCGCGGCGUCCUCGCCAGCGCGGGCCUCGUCGGCACCGUCGCGGCCUUCAUUGGCGCUAUGAUGCUCUAGAGAGUGAUCGUCUACCAGCAUACCACCUUUCGCUAUUUGUCCUUGUCUAGUCGUCUCGCUCUAGAAUUCGAUGUUUGAUUUUAUUCUUGAGUCCCCCCCCUCUCGCGGGUUCGUAGUAUCCAUCCGACCUAUGGUCCACGACACCGAACAUGCUGCCUUGUCGCGUAAUACCCCUGUACCUGCCUGCGUUCACGGCUCACGAUGCGACAUGUACAUACCCGACUGGCCUAGCCAACACUCUUUGAUACCCCGCGCUCGUGUUGUUGUGAUUUUCAUAUUGGCGUAUAAUCGAUGUAAUUUUGGUCAUGUGCAUU
Molecule: messenger RNA, 999 nt
Organism: Phanerochaete carnosa HHB-10118-sp
Lineage: Eukaryota; Fungi; Basidiomycota; Agaricomycetes; Polyporales; Phanerochaetaceae
Exons: 3
Coding region: 62-685 (207 amino acids)
Biological process (GO): cell wall biogenesis; (1->6)-beta-D-glucan biosynthetic process
Source: RefSeq, a predicted model, not a curated record